AGAUCCUGUACCUUAUGGAAUUUCUAACCAUUGCUGGAAUCACUUACAGUUUGUUAUCUUUUUCUCUCAAGCCUUGAGUUUACAGUUCCAUGUUCUAACAUAGCUCUCUUUAAUGUUUUGCACAUGACAGUUGAGACAGAAUAAACAGAUUUUCUUGGAACUUUUUUCAUCAUUCCAAGUUUUCUGCUGGCAAGUAAUCCGAGAUUGUGAUUGCGACGUUUGGCGUAUUGGGGUCUCUUCUCUCCUCAGCAUUUGGUUUCAUAGCCUUUCUUUUGACUGUUCGGAUCGUUGGGGCAUUCCUUCACUGAUUGCUUUACCAAGUGAGAAGAGUAUCUUAAGUGGGUUGAAAAUGUAUCUGGUAGAAAGCAAAGGAGGUGCUAUAGUAUGCAUGCUUUUUUCCCUGUUCUUCCUGGGUACAUGGCCUGCUGUUAUGACUCUCUUAGAAAGACGCGGCCGCCUUCCUCAGCAUACUUACCUUGAUUAUACGAUGACAAAUCUAUUGGCUGCUGUUCUUAUAGCUUUGACAUUUGGUGAGAUUGGCAGUGAAAGACCAAAUUUUUUUUCUCAACUUUCUGAACUGAAGGAUAACUGGCCUUCUGUUUUGUUUGCAAUGGCUGGUGGGGUGGUUCUCAGCCUUGGAAAUUUAGCCACACAGUAUGCUUGGGCUUUUGUUGGAUUAUCUGUAACAGAAGUGAUCACUUCAAGCAUUACAGUCGUUAUAGGCACAACCUUGAAUUACUUCUUAGAUGACAAAAUCAAUAAAGCUGAGAUUCUUUUCCCAGGUGUCGCUUGCUUUUUUAUUGCAGUUUGUCUUGGGUCAGCUGUACACUCAUCAAAUGCUGCUGAUAAUAAAGCAAAACUUAGAAAUUUGCCGAGUGUUGAUGGAUCUGAGACUGAGGCAACAUAUACCUCCGCAGCCACAGGAACAUUGUCAGAGAAGGGAACAGAGGAUCCAGAGCGUGGGAAUGGUAUAGUUGGGAAGGCAAAAGCCGGGACAGCGCACUUCCUUGUAGAACUUGAGAAUAAACGAGCGAUCAAAGUGUUUGGGAAGAGCACUUUGAUUGGAUUGGCCAUAAACUUCUUUGCUGGUUUUUGCUUCUCUCUUUUCUCACCAGCAUUCAAUUUGGCAACAAAUGAUCAGUGGCACACGUUGAAGAAAGGGGUUGUUAAGUUGGUUGUCUACACAGCGUUUUUCUGGUUCUCUAUAUCUUGUUUCAUAAUAGCCAUCAUUUUAAACAUCAUCUUUCUUUACCGCCCUGUAAUGGACCUACCCAGAUCAUCAUUCAAGGCUUAUUUGAAUGACUGGAAUGGCAGAGGCUGGGCCUUUUUGGCUGGCCUCCUGUGUGGGUUUGGAAAUGGUCUCCAAUUUAUGGGUGGUCAAGCUGCCGGAUAUGCAGCAGCGGAUGCCGUUCAGGCUCUUCCGCUUGUGAGUACAUUCUGGGGCGUAGUCCUGUUUGGGGAGUACCGGAAGUCAUCACAAAGAACAUAUAUAUUGUUAUUUGGUAUGUUGUUCAUGUUUAUAGCUGCAGUUGGGGUUCUCAUGGCAUCAUCAGGGCACCGGAAAGGAGCAUGAAGCUGCAAAGUAGUCUGGAGUUUCUGUAGACCAUAAAGAAGGAAAAAGUUGCGCAUCCAGGGAAUCGAAUCCUGGUCAGUACCGUGGGAGGGUACUAUGAUACCACUACGCCAGCUGCGCUUCUUAUUGAAGUCUUUUUGUCAUUCUCAUUGAAGACUAUCUGUCAUUAUUAUUAUUAUAAAAGCCACAAACAGCUAGCAAAAUCUAUCUUAUUUUUUAAAUUGUAAGUAAGAAAUUUCCUAAUCAUUUGGGCUCAGCAAGUAUGUAAAAGAGUAAUUUUCUUAUUUUUCAA
Molecule: messenger RNA, 1865 nt
Organism: Mangifera indica (mango)
Lineage: Eukaryota; Viridiplantae; Streptophyta; Magnoliopsida; Sapindales; Anacardiaceae
Product: ureide permease 1-like
Exons: 9
Coding region: 350-1573 (407 amino acids)
Biological process (GO): nitrogen compound transport
Cellular component (GO): membrane
Molecular function (GO): allantoin:proton symporter activity; uracil:monoatomic cation symporter activity
Source: RefSeq, a predicted model, not a curated record